UUGUAGAUGACAAGAGUAUUUUAUAGUUCCACCGGGUGGAGCAGCGGAAGGAUAUUUGACUCGCUGUCUAUAAAGUCGGCUCCAUCGCUCUUCGUCGCUAAACCAGAGACAGCACCCGGAAAAGACAGGAACAAACACCAGGAACAAUUUGUCGAUUCAAAAUGCAGAUCUUUGUGAAGACCCUGACCGGCAAGACCAUCACUUUAGAGGUCGAGCCCAGUGACACCAUCGAGAAUGUCAAAGCCAAGAUCCAGGAUAAGGAAGGCAUCCCUCCAGACCAGCAGCGUCUGAUCUUUGCUGGCAAGCAGCUGGAAGAUGGCCGCACCCUGUCCGACUACAACAUCCAGAAGGAGUCCACCCUCCAUCUUGUGCUCCGUCUGAGGGGUGGGAUGCAGAUCUUCGUGAAGACCCUGACCGGCAAGACCAUCACCCUGGAGGUCGAGCCCAGUGACACCAUCGAGAAUGUCAAAGCCAAGAUCCAGGAUAAGGAAGGCAUCCCUCCAGACCAGCAGCGUCUGAUCUUUGCUGGCAAGCAGCUGGAAGAUGGCCGCACCCUGUCCGACUACAACAUCCAGAAGGAGUCCACCCUCCAUCUUGUGCUCCGUCUCCGUGGAGGAAACUAAUCACUUCCUGCUUGAAGAUGUGCCAUUUGCUCCUUCUGAUCCAGCAGUCAUUCCUUAAGUUUCAAUAAAGUACAAAGGUGUUCCUGAUUUAUUCUUUCUUUGACUUUUAAUAAUUUCACUUUGCACUUUGCUUUAGCUGAAAGUUGGUGUAACUGUCUUUGGCUUCUAGAAGUUGAUUUGAGGUAACUGUUAUCUGACAAAUAACGAACAAGAUGUUAAGAUUGAUAUUUGUGGUUGAAGUGGUCUGAUCUGAGACCUGAAAUGUUGUUUUUAUGACCUCCACAGCUGCUGUAACAAAUGUUCCUAACUAAUAAAAAGGCUUCUCACAA
Micropterus dolomieu (smallmouth bass) is the source of this 952-nucleotide messenger RNA. Its product is annotated as polyubiquitin. NCBI's taxonomy places the organism in Eukaryota, Metazoa, Chordata, Actinopteri, Centrarchiformes, Centrarchidae. The transcript has 2 exons. Bases 162 to 623 code for a protein of 153 amino acids. The record is from RefSeq and is a predicted model, not a curated record. Gene Ontology annotation, cellular component: cytoplasm; nucleus. Gene Ontology annotation, biological process: protein ubiquitination; modification-dependent protein catabolic process. Gene Ontology annotation, molecular function: ubiquitin protein ligase binding; protein tag activity.